AGCGAGAUGACAACUUUCCUGAUGGACAACUUCUCCCUUGUGUUUGGACACAUCUUGUCCAACAGUUCCUACCCAAUGCUGCAACGAGCCAUUGGGGUGGGCAGUGCCUUUGAAGGUUGGAGUCCCCGGGAGGAGGAUGUCGUGUACAGUGUCCUUGUCCCCCUCACUCCUCCCCCAGGGCACAUCUUUCAUCUGGAGAUGGACACUUCAGGCCAGUUGCCUGGGAGGAACUUCUACAUCCGUGUGGAGCCGGUGUGCACCUGCAGGAGGGAGCAACAGGAUGAGAACGUCCUGUGCUUCCUCCACCACCCAGAGGAAGAGCAGAGGAGGAACGAGGAGCCCAACUUCCUAAACAUCCUCUGCUCUGACUCCUACCUCGAUGUGGAGAAAACUGCCCGCUGGUUCUACCAGCUGGUGAGAGCAGCCUGGCUGGCUUUGCCUCACUACCACACUUGGCACUUAGUGCUGCUGCCCUCCAGCCGCUCCUGUAAAUUCAAGGUGAGCAGAGGCCGAGAGAACCUGAUGGUUGAGGUGCUGUUUGGGGUGCAAGAAGGCAAUUCAGACAUCUAUGUGAGCAGCCAGCCCACAGAGGCCCUCUUCACCCCAAGCACAAUGUGGCCGGAGACCUACGCCGUGGCAGAGAUGAAGUUCUUCAGGCACAUUGCCCGGCAGGCUCCACGGGACAGCUGGCACCUCAGAUGCCUGCAGCUCUUGGCCCGUGCUGUGGUGGGCAUUGGCUUCUCCACCUACACCCUGAAGACCAUUGUGAUGCACCUCCUGAACAUCAUCCCCGUCUCAGGCUGGCGCAUGACGCGUUUCCUGCAGCGGCUGGAGGAUUCCAUGCAGUACCUGCACGGCUCCCUGCAGGAGAAACGCCUGGACCACUUCGUUGUGGGCAACCGGACCUUGCCUGAGGAGAUUAUCUUGCCCCCGGAUGUCAAAACCGCCCAGCCACUCAACCUCUUCCAUCGCCUGGCACAGGAUCCCGCCGCCCACUCACAGGCCAUGAGGGAGUACCAUGAACUGGCAGAUCGGAUUGAAAGAAUUGUCUUCUACGGCCAUUGAAAGAGGUCUGCCCAUCGACACCUGUGCUUGUGGGGCUCACAGCUGCAGGCAGACAACCACCUUAGACCGCAGGCAAAAAGAAAGGACGAUGUGGGACAGAGAGAACCAAGAGAAAACCCUGUGCAGCAGCACUCUGCCAUCAGCAUUCGCCUCUCAACAGUCUGCCCAGCACAGCAUCCAGUCAUGACCAGGGGGCUCCUAAGAUGACUUUCACCCUCCUUUCCCCUCACACUCUCAUGGCCAUUGUGGCCAUUUGAGAUGGGCCCAGGAAUUCUUUUUGGCAGCUCCUGCUGCUCAGGGAUCGAGCGAGAGGCAUGGCUAAUAUUCCUAAACUCUCUCUCUCCUUGUUCCCUGACGGGACAUCAGUCGGUCA
Empidonax traillii (willow flycatcher) is the source of this 1438-nucleotide messenger RNA. RefSeq names its product inositol 1,4,5-trisphosphate receptor-interacting protein-like 1. Bases 7 to 1065 code for a protein of 352 amino acids. NCBI's taxonomy places the organism in Eukaryota, Metazoa, Chordata, Aves, Passeriformes, Tyrannidae. The record is from RefSeq and is a predicted model, not a curated record. Gene Ontology annotation, cellular component: membrane. The transcript has 2 exons.